CUUUUCCUCUCAGUCUCAAUCUAUCUAUUCCAUGUCCCUGCAUGCCCUUUCCUCCUCUUCCGCCACCCCCGCCUCCAUCCUAAAGCAGAGUAGCUAAUGAAGAGACCCAUUUAGGCUCAGACUUUGGUUCAUACAGCCCUCCGUAGCGCCGGCCGGCCUCAGCUGCUGUGACUGGCUGUUUGUGCUCUGACAUCACACGGGGGCCAGCUAUUGAUUUGGCGCUGUCUCCAAGGCUGGCUGGCUUGAUGGGUUGUGGCAGGUAGACUUGUGCUUGCGCAGCAUCGUCCCCGCCCUCUCCCCCUCCCUCUUUGUGACACCCACUCCUGUUCACACUCUUCUUUUAGACGCCUUCUUCGCAUCUCACAGUCUCACUCUUUCGAGCGCGUGUGCAGGAGGCAGCAGGCAGCUGCCAGAGGAGCGAGCUGGGAGGCAACUCCAGCCUCCUCUUCAGCAAAUAGUGCCUCCUGUACACAAUGGAAACUAAAGAACCGAGUAGCAGAGGGGAUGGAGGGUAGAGCUGCUGGGCAGGUCAGCAAGGGUCAUGUGGGUGUCGGAGGCCCCGGUUGCCGUGCAGAGCAGCUGAAGCAGACAUGGAAAAUAAGUCUCUGGUGGCAUCGGUAGGCUUGGCCUUGUCAACUUCACCAGCCACCCCCUCUUUUGCCACUACAUUCGCCACUGGCUACGCACCAAGUGCUCUGUCUUUGCCAAAUUUGCAAUGAGAAUGUCCGAUAAAGCUGACACUGAAACAAUGAAGGUCUCCGAGGCUGACGACACCGCGUCCUUUCGAAAAGACAACGCCAUCCAGUCUGGCGUUUCUGAAAAGAGCGACAAAGAAGAACCUGGCAGCAUCAGUACAGUGGACACCAAGCCAGUGAUGUCAUUUAAGCCUAACACCAGGCUAAAGCUUGUUCGCAGCCUGGCAAUUUGUGAGGAGUCCUUUCCUUGUCCAAUUCUUGAGCCUUCAGCCUCACCUAAGGAUGACUUCAUCCUUAGAAUGUUAGAAAAGGAAGAUGGAGCUACACAGGAGCAGCCUGAGAAAGAAGUCUGCUGUGACAAGUCAAGCAAAGCUGACAAAAACCAGAGAAAAAUGCUGUCCAGAGAUUCCAGUCAAGACUACACCGACUCCACUGGCAUAGAUCUCCAUGAGUUUUUAGUGAACACAUUGAAGAGCAAUCCCAGGGACCGAAUUAUGCUGCUGAAGCUUGAACAAGAAAUCUUGGACUUUAUCGGCAAUAACGAAAGCCAAAAAAGAACAUUCCCACCUAUGACGUCCUAUCACAGGAUGCUGUUACACCGCGUGGCCGCCUACUUCGGGAUGGACCACAAUGUGGACCUCACUGGGAAGUCCGUUGUCAUCAACAAAACUACCAGCACAAGAAUACCCGAUCAGAAAUUCUCCGAGCACAUCAAGGAUGACAGGGCGGACGAUUUCCAGAAACGCUACAUUCUCAAACGAGACAACUCCAGCUUUGAUCGCGACGACAGCACGAUUCGGAUGCGUUUGAAAGCAGACAAGAAAAGCAAAUCGAUGGAGGAGAGGGAGGAGGAGUACCAACGAGCCAGAGAAAGGAUAUUUGCACAUGAUGGUGAUCACUUCAUGCUGGAUAGAAGCUCUCAGGAUGAAGACGCAUGUAUGCGCACCCAGCAGAGGCGGCAAAUGUUCAGGUCACGGGCCGGACGGUCGGGUGCCAGCUGGCAAAGCAGCUCCGAGACCGAAACGCUGCCGCGACACGGCGAGCCCCGGCCAUGGAGCAGCACUGACAGCUCGGACAGCUCCAACCGCCUGGCCCCCCGACCUGCCAUCACCAAGGCCAGCAGCUUCAGCGGCAUCUCCCGCAGCCUGGUGCGAGGGGACAGCACCGCCAGCAGCAAGAGCACUGGGAGGCUUUCCAAAACAGGAUCAGAAUCAUGCAGUAGCGUUGGUUCUUCUUCAAGUUCGCUGUCCCGUCCCCACCGGCCUUUCACAGUGCCAGCCUCUUCGCGGCCCAAAAUCCCAGGCGCACCUUUAAUCUACCCAGCUGCAGAUACUAAAGGCUCAACACUUUCUAACAUGAUCAGGAGGGCCCCAUUACAGCCGACACCUUCUGCUGACGCAACAAAUUAUUAUGUGUUGUCAUUGGAGACCUCAGGGAUACCACCUGGCAGCGUUCUGGUGAAUCCACACACAGGCAAGACUUUCAUUCAUCCCAGCAGCAGUGGCAUAGCUUAUAGUACGGCCAGUGUUGCACCCCCUGCCGGCAGGGGCCCACAUCAGGGGAAGGCGUCGACACAUCAGCUGACCUCUGCUGCAAGCCAGCAACAGCAAGCCAAUCAACUCCACUCCCAGCCGACUUGUUCUCCAUUCCAGCCGUCCUCUGAAGCCAACCCAACGGUCUCUUACCAUCUUCCUCCUCCUCAGUUCCUGCCUGUCUGUCCUACCCAACAGUACACUGUGCCUGACUCCCUCAACACCCAAUUUAGUCGUAUGACUCUGGCACAGCAGUCGGCCAACAACAGUGGAGCUCCAGCCGCUGAUGCCCGCCACUAUGCAGCUGUGUACCACCACCCUGCCCCAGUGGUAUUGCAGGGAGCGCCCUCACAGCAGGUUGCCAACUACAUGGUAGCAGGGUCCUCAGGGGGGCACCCAGGGAUGCUCCAAGGCCAGCCUGUCCCGCUUCCAACUCCAGGUCCUAGCCAUGCGUAUCCCAGCAGCAUGCCAGGUCAUGCUGCUUUCCCUGCGUCCAGUCUAAGCCAGCAACACACCAGUGUGCUCCAGCAACACACCUACAUCCAUCAACCAAUCCAGCAGAUGCCCACAUGCUACUGCUCCUCAACCCACCACCCUCAGUGUUCCAACCAGCAGCAACAGCAGAACUACCGUCCGCCUGUAAACCCUCUGGCCUAUAACGGCCCUCACAGCCAAAACCUGCCACAGCAGCAAGUGCACCAGCCUGUGAUGUCAAGCCCUGUGUCCAGUUACCAGACCGUAGUGGGUGUGCAGCAAACACCUAACUUCGCUCUCACUGGUGCCCAGCAAAGCAGUAUUGGCAGUCAGAUGCAAGGGAUGAUGGUGCAGUACUCUCCAGUGCAGUCCUAUCAGCAGGUGUCCAUGCCCCAUCAGACGCACCAGCAGCCGAUGUUAGUGUCGUGCCAGCCAGGACAGGGUGCAGUGGCAGUUGCUGGCAUGCAGCCCUGCUACAGCCUUCUCCCUCCUCCGAACCAGCACACCACCAUGAGUUCCACCUUGAGUUUCCUCCCCUCCGCAAUGAUGGAGCAGCUCCAGUUUCCUCAGAACUCAUCCCCCUGUGUUGCCCAGCAGAACCAAGGCCAGCAGUACACAGCAGGGUUGUUGCCUCCACCCCCCGGCAGCGGUAUGGUGAUGCUGCAAAUGGCAGCGCCCCCCUGCCAGCAGCCCCGCGCCCCCUCCCCCUGCCUGCAGAAACAGCCCAGCUACAAACACCUGGGCCUUGAGCAGCAGCGCAGCCACCGACCGACUGAACGCCCGCCACCUCCUGACAACACACAGAGCAGCCCGCCCUCGUCCCCGGCACUCACUCCCUCGCCGGGCCAGUCGCCCAGCGUCAAGGGCCUCCCGACGGGCAUCUCGUCCAUCCCUGUCAUGGCCCACCAGCACCAACUGCAGCUCCCUACAGCCUUCUGCCCCAGUGGACAAGGUCAGCAAGGACUCACAGGUGAAGCACACUACUCUCUACUGGGUCAGCCUCUGCAGUACAAGCACGCCAUCCGACCUCCGCUCAUCCACACGGCACACAUUUUGGCAAAACAUCAGGCUCCAAUAGGGGUUUGGCGUAGCGGUCAUGGAAGGAAGGCCAGCAGAAAGUCUUUACCUUCAGAUCACAGCGUAGGUGCAGCAGGUAAUACGACGUCCAGAGGGAGGCUUGAAUUGAUUUAACACGGCGCUUAUUUUGCACUCGCAACACAAGUGUGCUAAUGUAGGUGAUUAGAUAUCACUUCAGGGCAAUUAUGCUGGGGGAAAAAGAACAAUACACCUCAUAUUGGGUGUCUUUAUCGAAUUAACCAGUUUUUUUUUUUUUUUUUUAAUUGUGUCAAAACCUGCUGCCUGUCUACGUGACGAAAAGGUGGAUGUAAGCACAAUAAAUGACGAGGACGGCAGAUUUUGCACCUGGCAGUAGAACCGGCAGCCCGCGUGGGGGCCUGACUGAAUUUGUGCUGAUCAUUUUAAAUACUGUGUCAUAUUUUUGCACUCGCCGACACAUUCCAUGCACUUUGCAGGUGUGCUUGUCAACAAUCUCGCUCAAACAAUCAAGGAGGCAGCCCAGUGGGCUGCACAUGAGCACACCGAGCAGUGCAGGCGCUUUUUAAUUUCGUUUUUUUUUUUUUUUUUUUUUUUUUUUUUUUUUUU
Molecule: messenger RNA, 4363 nt
Organism: Dunckerocampus dactyliophorus (ringed pipefish)
Lineage: Eukaryota; Metazoa; Chordata; Actinopteri; Syngnathiformes; Syngnathidae
Product: R3H domain-containing protein 1-like
Exons: 26
Coding region: 716-3892 (1058 amino acids)
Molecular function (GO): nucleic acid binding
Source: RefSeq, a predicted model, not a curated record